Messenger RNA from Lodderomyces orthopsilosis Co 90-125, 768 nucleotides. RefSeq lists its product as uncharacterized. The coding region runs from base 1 to 768 and encodes 255 amino acids. NCBI's taxonomy places the organism in Eukaryota, Fungi, Ascomycota, Pichiomycetes, Serinales, Debaryomycetaceae. Gene Ontology annotation, molecular function: DNA 5'-adenosine monophosphate hydrolase activity; mismatched DNA binding; single-stranded DNA binding. Gene Ontology annotation, biological process: double-strand break repair; single strand break repair. The record is from RefSeq and is a predicted model, not a curated record. Gene Ontology annotation, cellular component: nucleus. The transcript has a single exon.
AUGAGUUUUGCCAAUGCAUUUCAAAAGAUCAUCGAUCAACCAGAAAAGUCAGAUUCUGUUUUAUUUGUGGAUGAGAAUGUAGUUAUAAUCAAGGAUAUGUUUCCCAAAGCCAUUCGCCACUUGUUGGUAAUACCUCGCCAUCCUGAUGUCACUCAUAAACAUCCAUUAGAUGUAUUCAAUUCAAAUUAUAAAGAAUUCACUGGAGAAGAAUUAUACGAAAUGGUGGGAGAAUAUGUAGAAAAGGCAAAAGAUUUAAUAGCUGAUAAUUUAAGUGAUAAAUUAGGUAUCAAAGAUAAGGCGACUAUCCAAGAUUUGAAAAAUGAGUAUUUUAAGGCUGGAAUACAUUCCAUUCCUUCAUUAAACAAUUUGCAUAUUCAUGUUAUUACAAAAGAUUUCCAUUCUCCCAAGAUGAAGAAUAAAAAACAUUACAAUUCAUUUACAACUAAAUUUUUUGUCAACUUUGACCUAUUGAAUCCAUUGUAUAAUAAAGCAUAUAAUCGUUUGAGAAGUCGCAAUGAUGAUUUUGAUUCGGGGUCUGAUGCAUCUUCAGCUGAAUUGAAAGACUCCGACCAAUCCGAAUUUGUCAGACAUACAAGAUCAGUAGCGGUAUUGGAGGAUAUUAUUAAAUCCACUCCUUUCAAAUGUACUAUAUGUAAUAAAACGUUUGGAAAUUCAAUGGUUAAAUUAAAAGAACAUUUAAGUGAGGAGUAUAAGACCAUAUUUGGGGCUUUGGGAAAUCCGGAAAAUCUAACAAUAAAUGACUUUUAG